Messenger RNA from Capsicum annuum, 1315 nucleotides. RefSeq names its product 2-oxoglutarate-dependent dioxygenase 19. The coding region runs from base 110 to 1177 and encodes 355 amino acids. The transcript has 4 exons. Lineage: Eukaryota; Viridiplantae; Streptophyta; Magnoliopsida; Solanales; Solanaceae. The record is from RefSeq and is a predicted model, not a curated record.
UGUACGACUGUAAAUUAAAAAAUGCAACGCUUAUAUAUAUAGCUACUACUACUGCGUACUACUCAUAACACAUUAUUACGUACACAAGACAUUAGAAAUUAAACACAAUAUGUUGAAAACAAGUGCGAAAGAAGUAGCUGAGUUGCCAGAUCUCAAAGCAGUGCCUUCUAAUUACUAUGUUGAUAACCACCAUAAUUACUCAUUACCUGCAGCCAUUAUUGACACUAAUUAUGAUGAUGAUUCAUUAAUCCCCAUCAUUGAUUUCUCCCUCCUUUCUUCAGAAGAUCCUCAUCAACACUCCAAAGCCAUUCAAGACCUUGGAAGAGCUUGUCAACACUGGGGAUUUUUCAUGCUUGUGAACCAUGGAAUAGAAGAAAGUUUGAUGGAGGAGUUGAUAGGGGUGACGAAUGAGUUCUUCUUGAUGCCAGAGGAGGACAAGUGGAAGUACAAAGGGGAAAAUGUAUUUGAUCCAAUAAAGUAUGGCACCAGCUUUAAUUAUACUUCAAAUGAGACCAACUUUUACUGGAGAGAUUUCCUUAAACUCACUCUUCAUCCUCAAUUUCAUUCUCCUGACCAACCCAACAAUUUCAGAGAAGUUUUACGUGAUUAUUGUGACAAGUCAAGAAAAGUGGCAAGAAUGUUGCUGUCAGGAAUAUCAGAAAGUUUAGGAUUGGAAAAAGAGUUGAUGGAAAAAUCACUGGAUCUGGACUCGGGUUUCGAGCUGUUGGUUGCAAAUUACUAUCCAGCAUGUCCACAGCCCGAACUUGUAUUGGGCCUUCCACCCCAUUCUGACUUUGGGCUUUUGACACUUCUCAUACAAAAUGACGUUGGUGGAUUACAAAUACAACACAAUGGAAAAUGGAUCAACAUCAAUCCCAUUACCAACUCUAUUUUGGUCAACACUGGGGAUCACCUCGAGAUAUUUACAAAUGGGAAAUACAAGAGUGUUUUGCACAGAGCAAUAGUAAAUAAAGAGGCAAGGAUAUCAAUAGGAAUAGCAAAUUGCCCAGCUAUGAAUGCUAUAGUGAGUCCAGCUGAUUCACCUUUAAUCCAAAAUGAAAGGUUACCACCACUUUAUGUUCCCAAGGAAUACAGUGAGUAUGUGGAGAUGCAACAAACUAAGCCACUGGAUGGAAAGUCUUGUCUGGAUCAAAUCAAGAUCAAUUCACCACCAUAAAAGUAAACAAAAAAAAGAAAUUAUUUCAUUUUUUUACACACGACUUGUCUCAAGAAAUAUGUACUCCUUAAAUUCAAUCAUAAUUUAAUACCAAUCAAAAGAUCGAAAAUGCUAUAAAGUUGCUUACUUUUAUUGUUA